Eublepharis macularius is the source of this 3561-nucleotide messenger RNA. RefSeq lists its product as uncharacterized. The transcript is spliced from 2 exons. The record is from RefSeq and is a predicted model, not a curated record. Gene Ontology annotation, biological process: protein homooligomerization. Gene Ontology annotation, cellular component: membrane. The coding region runs from base 118 to 2172 and encodes 684 amino acids. NCBI's taxonomy places the organism in Eukaryota, Metazoa, Chordata, Lepidosauria, Squamata, Eublepharidae.
UGCUUUAUAGAUUGAUAUCCACAGAUUUCACAGUACAGGAUUGAAACUCCCCUUCCCAAAAGGAGGAAAAGCCCUCAAGAAUCUUGACAGGCACCACUGAAACACGGAAUAUCCAUUAUGCAAAAAUUCCUGGUGACCUGCUGGAUAGCAAUUCUAUUUAUCCUCCUGCUGACUGAUGACUCCCUUUCUGUAAAAUCAAGGGGCAGCAAGCCCAGUGGCGGCAGCCGGCCCAGUGGCAGCAGCCGGCCCAGCGGUGGCAACAGCCGGCCCAGCGGCGGCAGCAGGCCCAGUGGCGGCAGCAGGCCCAGCGGUGGCAGCAGGCCCAGUGGCGGCAGCAGGCCCAGCGGUGGCAGCAAGCCUGGUUCCUCUUCUCCCAGCAAACCUGGUUCUAGCAAACCAGGCUCUGCUCCAAUCAGACCCGAUUCUGCCCCAAUAAAACCAGGCUCUGCCCCAGUAAAACCUGACUCCCCUGCAGGAAACCCUGUUCAACCUCCAUAUAAUCCUGCUUACCCACAACAUCCUGCUCAUGUGCCACAAAACCCUGCUUACCCACCACAAAACCCUGCUCACAUUCCACAACACCCUGCUCACCCCCCUCAAUAUCCCGCACAAAACCCUGGUUUUCCACAAAACCCUGCUCACCGUCCUCCAUACCCCCCACAAAACCCUGCUUAUCCCCCACAAAACCCUGGUUUUCCACAAAACCCUGCUCACCCUCCUCAAUACCCCCCACAAAACCCUGGUUUCCCACAAAACCCUGCUCACCCUCCUCCAUACCCCCCACAAAACCCUGCUUACCCCCCACAAAACCCUGGUUUUCCACAAAACCCUGCUCACCCUCCUCAAUACCCCCCACAAAACCCUGCUUUCCCUCCACAAAAUCCCAGCUAUCCACAACACCCUGGUCACCCUCCUCAAUAUCCCCCACGAAACCCUGCUUUCCCCCCACAGAAUCCCAGCUAUCCACAACACCCUGGUCACCCUCCUCAAUAUCCCCCACAAAACCCUGCUUUCCCUCCACAAAACCCCAGCUUUCCUCAACACCCUGGUCACCGCCCACAACAGCCUGGUUAUCCCAUAAAUCCGGGUCUCCCCAGUCAUACAGGAGGCGGCAGCUGGGGCCAUUAUGACACCAAGCCAUGGAAACCUAAGAAACCCAAGAUGAAGCAUUUUGCAGGGGCAGCUGUUGCAGGAGCUGCUGUCGGAGCUCUCGGUGGCUACCUCUUAGGCAAUGCCAUGUCCAACUUGCGUUUUCGUUUUCACAAUCCUGCUGAGGAACGGUGGUGGUAUGAAAACCGAGAUCAUUAUCCCGAUCGAGUUUACUACCCACAGUACAACCAGCCGGUUUUGAGGGAUGUAUUUGUGCAAGACUGCAUCAAUAUUACUGUGCGAGAGUAUAUUGAGCCUACUGUGAACCAAACAGCAGAUGAGAUGGAAAAGACAGUUGUGACUCGAGUGGUACAUGAAAUGUGUACGGAACAGUACCGCUUGGUGUCAGGCACUGCAGAUGGAGGUGGUUGGAGACCUUAUGACAGCGAGCCAUGGAGACCUAAGACACCAAAGCUCGAGAUGCCGCAAGUGGUCAACGAAACAGUUACAGGUGCUACAAGAGGAGCAAUUGUUGGCCCCAUCUUAGGCAGUUCCAUGUCAAAUAUGAGUUUUCACUUUAACAACACUGAUGAGGAACACUGGUGGUACGAGAAUCGCAAUAAUUAUUCGGACCGAGUUUACUAUCUGGAGUACAGCCAGCCUGUUUUGCAGGAUGUCUUCGUGAGAGACUGCAUGAAUAUUACACUGGAGAAGUUUAAGGAGCCCACAUGGAAUCAAACAGUCGAUGAAAUGGCAGGCCGGGUUGUGAAACGAGUGGUCCACAAAAUGUGCACAGAACAGUACUGGCUGGUGUCAGGCGCUGCUGGAGGAGGUUCCUGGAGCCAUCCUGAUAGCGAGCCAGGGAACUCGAGGACAACCACGCUUGAGACGCAAUAUGUGCAAGAAGCUGUUGCCUACGCUACUGUUGCAGCUAUCGGCAGCAACCGCUUAGAAAGUGCAGCAUCUCACAACAGCUAUAACAAGGCUGGCCAGGAAACGUUCAGUUCAGGCAUUGCUAUAUUUUUGGCCAACCCUCCCCUGAUCCUGAUCACCACAUUCGCCUUCUGCUUCCUGGCCCACUAAGGUCACACAACAGAUGGUUGUUCCAGCCAAUGUUCAGAAGGAACAAGAUCGAUGUAAUGCAGUUACACAGAGCAUUAUGUAAUGGCUCCUGUUGUAAUGUCUGUAACUCUUUUUUAUGUAGAAUAUAUUCUUGCUUAUGCACUUUUUGGUGGCAUAGCUUUAUGAGCUAUUAUAUCUGUUGAGUAUUAGAGAACAUCCAAAUGUCUGUUUACUCACUCCAUUUAAGGGCUGUCUUUGAUUUUGCACUUACAAAACAAAGAUGCUUGCAAGUAAAGAGGGGAUUCAUUCUAUUAUCAAGGGUGAAAACAGAGAUAAAAAUCUACUGUGUUUCAUCGGUAGUGGGGCCUAUUAUAAUAUAAUUUAAAUAUAAAAGCAUAGUGGCUCCCUCUUGAAACACAAAUACUUUCCAAGUCAGCCCUGAAUACAACAAAAAGCCAUUUUUAUAAUACUAUAUGCCCUUUCACUAUUUAAGGUAGCUGAUGUGGUUACAGAGUCAGGGUAGACCUUGCUAGAAAAAGAAAUCCUGCCCUCAAGUCACAGCUGACAUGGCAACCCCUGGCAGGGUUUUAAUGGCAAGAGACUAACAAAGGUGAUUUUUGCCAUUGGCUGCUUCUGCAACCCUGGUCUUCACUGGAGGUCUCCCAUCCAAUUACUAACCAAGGCUGAGCCUGCUUAGCUUCUGAGAUCAGGCUAUCCUAAGCUAUCCAGGUCAGGACUUAGAGUGCCAGGCCCAAAUUCCCACUCAGUGCCUCUGGCUAGAGACUUUGAAUUAGAUAUUUUAUCUCACCUUAACCUAUCUCAUAGGAUUGUUGUGCUAAUUAAAUGGAGAUGAGGAGAAGCCAUGUAUUCUGAGCUUUUAGAAAUGGCUGGAUAGAAAUGUGACAGACGGAAAGGAUAUCCAAAUCUCAGUCAGCUUCACUGUCUUCCGACAUAGCAUAUAUGUGGGAGGAGAAAUGAAAAUAAUAGGCAUUUUGAUGCUCUUAACAUGAAAGACUGGAAAUGUUCACCUGUCAGCUGCAGAGAAAUGCAUGAACUAGCCCCACACAGAAAACAUACAUCUUUCCAUAGUUCUUCUCUCCGAUAUUCUUUUCAUUGAAAGACACCCCAGUUAAAUAUCUUAGCGUAUAGAUUACUCAGGAAUGAGAGAUGGCCAUUCAGGAGAAAGUGCCAAGGGACAUUGUUAGACCUUUCUAAAUGGACUGUGCUAAAAAUGUUAUGAGUGGGACGAAUGUCCAUCGUUAAGAUGAAUAUAUUACUCAGGAUGUUAUUUUAUUGAAAAGCCAAAUGUACGUCUCCUUCCCCUGUUCCCUAUUCACCAUCUUUGCAUUGUGGCAGAAUGAAGUGAAAGACACUGGGCUACGAAUGAACUAAAUAAAGAUAUAAACCUAA